Molecule: messenger RNA, 3715 nt
Organism: Danaus plexippus (monarch butterfly)
Lineage: Eukaryota; Metazoa; Arthropoda; Insecta; Lepidoptera; Nymphalidae
Product: glutamate receptor ionotropic, kainate 2-like
Exons: 16
Coding region: 77-2800 (907 amino acids)
Biological process (GO): synaptic transmission, glutamatergic; modulation of chemical synaptic transmission; monoatomic ion transport
Cellular component (GO): postsynaptic membrane; plasma membrane
Molecular function (GO): transmitter-gated monoatomic ion channel activity involved in regulation of postsynaptic membrane potential; glutamate-gated receptor activity
Source: RefSeq, a predicted model, not a curated record
AUACAUCACUCGCAGUGAAGCCGGCUGCGAAGUCGCUUGCCGCUCAUAACAAAUAUUUUCAUUAGUUUUAUAUAAAAUGAUUUACUUUAUGUUACAUUUGGUCGCAAUUAUAGUAAAUUCACAGACUGGCUGCGCUGAAGUUAGUACACGUCUACCUAUCGGAGGGCUAUUUAAUUCGAAGACAUUACCGAAUUCCGCUUUGGCCUUCGAAAAUAUACUCAAGAUCGGUACAACUAACGCCUAUCAUGGGAAAUUAAUUGCAGCACAAGUCACUGAUAGCUAUUCUACGGCAUUAGAGAUGUGCGCGAACACCUCGUCUGACGAUGGAAUAGUGGCACUAGUUGAUGCCAGACCAACGAACGGAAUUUGUGAUGUCACGUGUUCGAUAUGCAACAAACUUAACAUAUCACAUUUAAUCCUGGGAUGGCAGCCGCCAGCGACACUCGAAAAUGAUAUGUACUCAUUUUUCUAUCACCCGUCACCGGAAAUAAUAUCAAGAGCCUUUGCAACUCUCAUAAAGACUCUAAAUUGGGACAAGUUCACUAUUCUUUACGAAGACGAAGGCAGUUUUAUCCGCCUUCAAGAAAUUAUAAAUACGUGGCCGUAUAAAAAUGAUCAAAUAUUAUUUAAAAGGUUGGAUCCCAAUGGCGACAACAGAGAAACUUUUAAGUAUAUAUUUAAAGUGGUGCACAUGAGUUACCAUGUUUUAGACUGUGCUGUUGAUAAUGUGAAGACUUAUAUGGAACAGAUGACAGAAGUUGAAAAUUCAACUCAAUAUCAGAGUUUUAUAUUAACAGCACUUGAUGCCUAUACAAUAAAUCUUGAAGAUCUCGCCGACUUCAGGGCCAAUGUAUCAACAUUGCACCUAACUAUGCCCAACGACAUACGAUGGAUAGACAAAGAUAUGAGCAAUUAUAAUAUUCGGUUGGAGACGGCCUUGACUGCGGAUGCGUUGGGUCAUCUAGACAAAGCUAUAAGAAGUAUGCUGAUGGAGAUCGAGGAUCAAGAAGAAUAUUCUAGAAGACUAAUACCGAUAGCAGAUCCGCCAUCAUUAUGUUUUAUGAAGAGUAAGGAGUAUGAAGAAGCAGCCUGGCCUCAAGGGGCAGCAUUACGGGACGCUUUAUUAAAGACCACUUAUAAAGGUUUCACUGGUAAUGUAAACUUCGACAAAUAUGGAAAAAGAACAAAUUUCGUCCUCCAUUACUCCAAACUAAGUAACGAGAGUCAGUUUAUUUACGUCGGCAAAUGGGACUAUAAGACUGACACACUGUACACUGAAAAAGACAUCACGGAAAGAUCUUCAGCAAAAAGUUCCAAGUCAGUUAUACGGAUUGUGUCAAGAAAAGGCAAACCUUAUUUUGAUUUCUCCAACGAAACCACAACAUUCCGAGGAUAUGCUGUGGAUCUGAUAGACAAGAUAUUUGAGCACAUGAGAAACAAUGGAAAGGAUCUGAAGUAUGAGUUUUAUAGAGUUAGCGGUGAUGACUAUGGCCAUCCCAUUGCUGGCACCAAAAAAUGGAGUGGACUUAUAGGAGAGGUCCUCGAUCAUAAUGCCGAUCUUGCAAUAUGUGAUCUUGCUAUCACAUCAGAAAGGAACGCCCUAGUAGAUUUCUCGACACCCUUUAUGUCUUUGGGGAUCGGUUUGUUGACCAAAGAACCGGAGCCAGAAGAACCUGACAUGUUCUCUUUCAUAAAACCUUUGUCUUUGGAUGUGUGGCUGUAUUUAGCUACGAUAUAUAUUAUUGUAUCUUUUGUCCUUCUAAUAUGUGCUCGUAUGAGUCAAGAUGAUUGGGUGAAUCCCCACCCCUGCAAUCAGAAUCCGGAGAACUUACAAAACAUAUGGAGCUUGUACAAUUGCAUGUGGCUCACCAUGGGUUCCAUCAUGACCCAGGGCUGCGACAUAUUACCCAGGGCGGUGGGAUCUCGCUGGGUCGCUGGUAUGUGGUGGUUCUUCGCUCUUAUCGUCACAGCAUCUUAUACAGCCAACAUGUCCACCUUUCUCAGUGCAAGUCGUCGCAGCAAUGAUUUACAGGAAGUUUCGGACCUCGUUGAUCAAAAUUCCAUUUCCUAUGGUACUGUCGACAAUGCAUCUACUUACAGAUUUUUUGAAACAUCUAACGAUACUUUAUACAAGAAGCUGUGGAAUGUGAUGAAGUCAGCAAGACCUACCGUCUUCACCACCUCCAACGAGGAAGGUCGCGAUCGUGUCUUACGUAGUGAAGGAAAAUACGCGUUUUUCAUGGAGUCCACGUCUAUUGAAUAUUACAUGCAGAGAUUCUGUAGUCUUAAAAUGACUGGAGGGAAACUAGAUUCGAAGGAUUAUGGAAUAGCAAUGCCGAAAAAUUCACCAUACAAAAGAGGAAUUGACAACGCGAUACUAGCGCUCCAAGAAUCAGGAGAAUUGUUGAAGUUAAAAACGAAAUGGUGGGAAAAAGAGGACAAUGCUUUGGAUUGUAAGAAAACUGAAACCGAGGAAAACAGCGGCUCUGUGCAAAUGAAAAAUACAAGCGGGAUCUUUAUUGUCCUUGCUUCUGGGGGCCUUAUAGGAUUCUUAGUAGCAAUUAUAGACUUCCUGUUGCAUGCUAAGAAGAUUUGUGUCACUGAAAAGGUGUCGUUUAAAGAAGCGGUUGUGAGCGAGUGGAAUGCAUCCUUGGAUCCUCGUGCCUUACACCGCCUGGCUGCGCCGCCACGUUCUGCAGCCCCUUCUACAGCAUCACCGUCUCGGGAGCGUUCACAGUCUCGGGCAGUCUCAGUACUCCGAGCAGCCACAAGUUUCAUCAACUUCGAUGAAAUAUAUUGAUAUAUCUGAAUCAUCAAACCCUUGAAUAUGUAAUAUAUAAUACUUUUGUAAAUGAUUCUGUAUUGACAACUAUUUAUCAAUACUGCGAUGAAAAUAAAUGACUAUAGUAAUAAAUAACUUAACAUAAGCUGUAAUAGAAAUUAAACAGAAAUUUUAAGGUCAUGUAUUAUUCAAAUAAUGUUCUGUAAAUCUUAAUAAGAUAAAAUUUUAGCAGUCCUAGCGACCAAUGAAUACAAGUAAGUUACUGUAUAAGAAUUUUCAAUAUAACAGCCAAUAUGAAACGUAAUAAUAUAUUGAAUAACUAAAGCAAUGCAUUAAUAAAACAAUGUUAUGUAAAAAACGUAACCCAUUUCUUCGUUUCAUUCGUUUAAUUAAAUAAAAAAAAAAAUAUGAGAAUGCACAGCACUUAAAACCUGAGUAUAAAAAGUUCUUAUAUGUUUUACAUAAAUAUUUUAGAAGUCUUAAAAUCAUAAGACCAGCGUAUUUUUUUAUAUACGGUAACAUCAUGAGCUUGUGCAAGGAGGUUGCGAAUGGUUCCCGCCCCGAGAUAUAUACAUCUCAGAGGCAGAAUAACGAUUUUAUCAGAAUAUAUGUGAUUUAUUUGUUUUACUUCUGUUUAAUAAUAAACAUAUGAUUUAAGAGAAAUCCUUCUUGAAUGGCUAAAGAUACAAUAUCUAAUUACAUUUUAUAAUACAGAAAAAAUAAUAUAUAUAACGACCAUACUCAUUACGUAAUGACCUAAGCUAUGAAUAUAAACUGUUUGAUUCAUUUAUUAAAAACAUCAAGAUGGGCUAAAUCCAGUACAGAGCGUAACACCGACGAUGCUCUGGAAGCAAUGUUUUCUGAUUUAGCUGACGAUGAUCGAGAAAUGUUGACAGGCUUCUCAGUUUCCCAAAAGCUCAAAGCGAAUUUCAA